Messenger RNA from Humulus lupulus (European hop), 1476 nucleotides. Its product is annotated as serine/arginine-rich splicing factor RS41-like. The transcript has 6 exons. Gene Ontology annotation, biological process: mRNA splicing, via spliceosome. Bases 401 to 1027 code for a protein of 208 amino acids. Gene Ontology annotation, molecular function: RNA binding. Gene Ontology annotation, cellular component: nuclear speck; cytoplasm. NCBI's taxonomy places the organism in Eukaryota, Viridiplantae, Streptophyta, Magnoliopsida, Rosales, Cannabaceae. The record is from RefSeq and is a predicted model, not a curated record.
GUUUUGGAAGACUGUCGUUUGGGUUGAAGAAAAUGAGGCCUAUCUUUUGCGGGAACUUGGAGUUUGACUCGCGCCAGACUGAGGUCGAGCGGCUCUUCAGAAGAUAUGGCAAGGUUGAAAGGGUUGAUCUCAAGUCUGGAUUUCCUGGAAUGUCCAUGCUCUUCUUGGAUGGAUGUCGUUCUCUGCAUUUCUUUUAUAGAUGUGCCCAGGCUUCAUCUUGUUGUAUUAAUCCAGAAGAAUUAAUCUGAUCUGCCUUAGCCCUGCCAUCCGACAUUCCAUCAGACACCAUUGCUUUUUCAUUCCUCAUGACUUUUGCUCAGUGUUCAAUUUCAGACAUGUUUCAACAGUUACAUAGUAGCAUCAUGACAUUGCAGCCAUUGCAGGGUUUGCUUUUGUCUAUAUGGAGGAUGAGAAAGAUGCUGAGUAUGCUAUUCGAAGACUAGACAGGACAGAAUUUGGUAGAAAGGGACGUCGACUGCGUGUGGAAUGGACUAAGCAGGAACGUGGGGUCAAGAGAUCUAGUGAUUCAAAAUCUUCAGCCAACACUAAACCAUCAAAAACCCUCUUUGUUAUUAAUUUUGAUCCAGUUCAUACAAGAACAAGAGAUUUGGAGGACCACUUCGAUCAGUAUGGAAAAAUAUUGAACAUAAGGAUAAGAAGGAACUUUGCAUUUAUUCAGUUUGAAUCACAAGAAGAUGCUACCAAGGCAUUGGAUGCAACAAACCUGAGCAAGUUUAUGGAUCGGGUUAUUUCUGUUGAAUAUGCCAUUCGUGAUGAUGAUGAUAGGAGAAAUGGCUACAGUCCUGAUAGAAAAGGCCGUGAUACAUCUCCUGAUAGAAGUUAUGAUCGUGGGAGGUCUCGUAGUCCAUACCGUAGAGAUAGGGAAAGUCCUGACUAUGGCCGUGGAUCUCAUCAUGGUUCCAGACCUGAUUCAAGAAGAAGUCCUGGUUAUGAUAGAGGGAGAAGCCCAGUUAAUGACAGAUACAACAGCCGUUCACCACCGCCCAUGGAAAGACAUCGGUCUUAAGAAGUUCAAUGAUGAUAGUGUUUGGUAGGUUUUUUUAGCACCCCUUCCCCCAACGGUUGACAUUUUAACUCUUGGAAAUUGACUUGUUAUUAGUGCUCUCUGACACUCUUGUGAUGAGUUUAAACCUCCCUGUGCUUUUCAAUUGGUAAAUUUUAGAUAUUGUCUUAGGCAGUUAUGUUUUAAUGGAUAUUUAAUUAUUUUUAUCUGUAAGUUUAUAUUUACGGUUGCUAGGACUGUCUGCAUGUAUUGUGGGGAUGGAAAUUAGUGUCUUGGUUGCUAGGAGAAAAAUGAAAUCCCCUUUGUGGAGCUUUGAGAUGCGAGCAUCUACUUUUUGGUAAUUUCCACGUACAUGUUAUUGGGUCUUGAUUGAUAGCCAUUAAAAACCUACUUUGUUGGGGACAUAAUUUCUUUUUCUUGUCUCCAUUAUGUCAUGACUCUUGAGUUGAACA